GUAGACCUACCAGGUAAAAGUCCAGUAGAACUACCAGAUAAAAGGCCACUACCAGGUAAAAGACCAGUAGACCUACCUGGUAAACGGCCAGAAGACCUACCAGGUUCAAAGCCAGUAGACCUACCAGGUAAACGGCCAGAAGACCUACCAGGUUAA
Patella vulgata (common limpet) is the source of this 156-nucleotide messenger RNA. RefSeq names its product methionine-rich protein-like. NCBI's taxonomy places the organism in Eukaryota, Metazoa, Mollusca, Gastropoda, Patellidae. The annotation marks the transcript as partial. The transcript has 2 exons. The record is from RefSeq and is a predicted model, not a curated record.